AAAUAUUUCGUUGCUUCAAAGAAUGUAAAAUGUUUGUUUUUUAUAACAUUUUUUUUCAAAUAAACUGUAUUUUAUUAAGUCAAACAUGCUAAUAUUGGUUUACGUAAAUGUCUGUCAGAAAAAGCACAUCGAUACUACGAACUGUAAUAAUGUGAUUUUUGAUAGUUAUUUUGGAAAAAAAAGUUGUGUUUGUGUUUUCUACAUGAUUGAGUGGGAGUUUUGUUUUUAGUCGUGUGGGAAACAGACACAGUCUCUUUUUAAUGGAAUCUGUCUCUAUGUGAAAUAAAAAAAUCCUGUCAGUCAAUAUUUACAAAAAAGAUUUCUAAGAUAGCUUAAGAACACAAUACAAAGAAUUGCUAGUCAUUGUUCUGCAACAAUGUUUGUGUACACCUAAUAAUGUAUGUUUGUGUGCAUAGAUGUGUGUAUGUACAGCUGUGUGUAUGUGUGGGUGUGUUGGAGUAGGCUCAAUUUAAGUAUAAAAGGAAAGGUCUACUCCCUCACUGGGUUGGCUACACUAAAUGUGUUAUUUUGGAUGUUGUGGAUCUAAGUCUGCUCACAAUUGAGUUUUUUUCAGCAAAGGCCAGAUUAGAAAAAAACACAAUGGCAAGUUAUUUUGCACGUCUGAAAAAUGUAAUCUUGCGCAGAGGCAACUCAGCCAACAUUCAGCCACCUCAAGAGACAGAAGAGGUUGAUUAUGGAAAAGACCCAACGAAAAAAAUGACUUUUUACAGUCACCUAGACCCUGUGCCAAAGCUUGAUUUCUAUGCCAAAGACACUUGGACGGGACGUAUGAAGUGUUCCAGACCAUCUUUAGAUAUUCUGCGCAAACCACAAGGUGAAGAAGAUCUUCCUCCUCCACCAGAAGAUGAGAGACCUAAAGUCAAGCUUGUUCGCUUUGGAUGGAUUCUGGGAGUUUGGAUUCGCUGUAUGUUGAACAUCUGGGGAGUCAUUAUGUUCCUACGACUUCCAUGGAUCACAUCUCAAGCUGGAAUUAUUCUUACCUAUGUCAUAAUCUUCAUGUCUGUUACCAUCACAACAAUCACGGCAACGUCAGUGUCAGCGAUCUCUACCAAUGGGAAGAUUUACUCUGGUGGCACAUACUUUAUGAUCUCUCGAAGUCUGGGUCCUGAGCUGGGAGCACCCAUUGGUUUGCUCUUUGCAUUUGCCAAUGCCCUCGCCUGCGCGCUCCACACAGUGGGGUUUUCAGAGACAGUCAGAGAUGUUUUGAAAUCAAACAAUGCACAGAUGGUGGACCCUAUUAAUGAUGUCCGAAUUAUAGGGUCAAUUACUGUUGUUAUUCUCCUCUGCAUCACAUUUGCUGGCAUGGCCUGGGAGGCUAAGGCUCAGAUUCUGUUCUUCAUUGCGAUAGUAGUCUCCUUGGCCAGUUAUUUUGUGGGGACAGUUCUUCCAACCUCCAAAGAAAAGGAGUCUCUGGGAUUCUUUGGCUACCAUUCUGAGGUCUUUGUCUCAAAUCUACUGCCUUCAUACCGAGGCCCGAAUGGGUAUUUCUUCAAGUUGUUUGCCAUUUUCUUUCCUGCUGCCACAGGAAUUCUGUCUGGUGUCAACAUCUGUGGGGAUCUCAAGGAUCCAACAGGUGGAAUUCCCAAAGGGACACUGCUGGCCAUCCUCUGUACCACUUUGAGCUAUUUGUUAAUCUCAGUGACAUGUGGUGCAACUGUUGUAAGGGACGCUUCUGGCAAUCAAAAUGAUAGUUUAUCACUCAACUCUUCAAUCCACUGCAGCGGUCUUGGCUGUAAACUAGGCUGGAAUUUUGACACUUGUGAAAAGAACCAAACCUGUAGCUAUGGACUUGCAAACAAUUUUCAGAUACUUACCAUGGUUUCAGCAAAUGGAUAUUUAAUCAUAAUCGGAAUAUUUGCUGCCACUUUGUCAUCAGCAUUGGGUUUUUUGGUGUCUGCCCCAAAAAUUUUUCAGUGUUUGUGUAAAGACAACAUCUACCCCUUCAUUGGAUUUUUUGCGAAAGGUUAUGGGAAUAACAACGAGCCUCUGCGUGCCUAUACGCUUGCGUUUUUUAUUGCUUUAGGGAUCAUCAACAUUGGUGAUCUGAACACCAUCGCUCCUCUGAUCUCAAACUUCUUCCUCUGCUCUUACGGUCUCAUUAACUUCAGCUGCUUUCAUGCAACCGUCACCCAAUCGCCUGGCUGGAGGCCAUUAUACCGUUACUACAAUGCUUGGACUUCUCUGUUUGGCUCUAUAUUGUCUUUUGUCCUCAUGUUUUUGUUCACGUGGUGGGCUGCUCUUGUCACUUCCGCUGUUGUCUUCUGCCUCAUAGGCUAUGUUUCGUAUAAAAAACCCCAUGUGAACUGGGGUUCCUCUUACCAGUCAGGUUUCUACAACAUGGCUUUGUCCUUCACUGUGUUUCUGUCAAAUGUUGACGAUCACGUCAAAAAUUUCAGGCCUCAGUGUCUUGUUCUGACGGGUCCUCCAAAUGUGCGUCCCGCUCUGGUAGACUUUGUGGGCACUUUCACUAAAAACAUCAGCCUGAUGAUCUGUGGAAACAUUGUCAUGGAAGACGAAAAGUCUACAUUGCCCCAACACAGUACAGAUAUGGUGGUUGACUGGCUAAAUCAAAGGAAAGUUCGUGCUUUCUACACAACCUUCAAUGCUGACAGGCUGAAUGAAGGGGCACAUCAUCUCAUGCAGGCAUCAGGUCUUGGUAAACUGAAGCCAAAUACCCUUGUUUUGGGAUUUAAGUCAAACUGGCUGGAAUGUAAACCUGAGAGCUUACAAAACUACAUCAGCACAGUCUACACUGCAUUUGACAGCAGCUAUGGCAUUGCUAUUCUAAGAAUGAUGGAUGGAUUAGAUGUGAGAGAUGAUUUGAAGAGUGCAGCAGGUGGACCUCGCUCAAUUGUGAAUCCGGUAUUUGACGCAGAAGAAGUAAUGCAAUCAGAAAAGGACGACACUGACCAAAGUUCAGAUGUUUCUGAAGAUUUUACUGAUGUGCAGGUUAGGACAAUUUUUCAGACAAAACAGGGAAGGAAGACCAUAGAUGUCUAUUGGAUUGCUGAUGAUGGAGGUCUGACUCUUUUAAUACCGUAUUUGAUGACCAGAAGAAACCGCUGGAAAAAGACCAAAAUCAGAGUGUUCCUUAUAGGAGAUCAGGAGACAAUGGGGGAAUACCGUAAAGACAUGAAAACGCUGUUAAAAAAAUUCCGUCUGGAAAUUAAGGAUGUCAUUGUGAUAACAGAUGUUGACAAAGAGCCACUUGCUAAAAAUUUGCAGCGGUAUGAGGAGAACAUGUCCCAGUUCAGUCUGAAUGAAGAACAGACAGUAGGGGACAUCCAGGAACUCAAGAGACUAAGUCCAUGGAAAGUCUCAAACAAAGACCUUGAGCUCAUGAAACCCAAGGUGGAGAGGUCUGUGCGACUAAAUGAAAUCAUUAAGAGGAACUCAAUACAUGCUGCUCUGGUUGUGAUUUCUCUUCCAGUCCCUGACGUUAAUUGCCCUAGUUCUCUCUAUAUGGCCUGGAUGGAAGCAUUAAGCUAUGGCAUCCACUGUCCUGUCCUGCUCAUUCGAGGAAAUCAAGAAAACGUCAUGACCUUCUACUGCCAGUAAAACAUACAAACAAAUGCACUGUAUUGAAAUUGCUCUCGGUUUUAAAUAACAGGGUAGAACACACAAUGUAUGAUUACUAUCCACAAGCAUGAACGAAAGGUUUACCAAUUCACAAGUUCAACAAUGGUAUGAUUAACUUCAUAUUGUUUGUAGUAUAUUAGUAGUCUAAAUAGAUGUAAUCUACAUUAUUAUUCAAAAGUAAGGUCACCUAUUCACUCAAUAUUUUCCACAUUUUAAAAUAUUAGGGACUUGACAUUAACACCAGCUAACCUGGUGGAUUUUAUCAGUGACGUGUAACACAGUUUUAAUGAAGUUAUAAUGACCAUAUAUAUUUACAUAUUUUCUGUAUAGUCUGUUUGUAUCUUCUCUAAUAAAAAACACAUAUAACAAAGGACAUAUAUUAGGGAUGCUCCAAUCAAGAUUUUUGCAGCCGAUACUGAUUACUGAUGUGUUAUCUUCGUGAUUGGCCAAUUCAGAUUCCAUUUUUUUUAUUUUUGCUGAUAUGCAAGCUCUUUGAUGACUGUAACUUAAAAAAAUUCUAGAUAAAGUAAUACCACAGAUGUUGCCUUUGUUAUACAGAGAAUCAAAUAAAUAAGCACAACAAAUAUUUCUUCUGCAAAAACAUAUUUAAUUUCUCUUUAAAAUUGUUUAUGUCUCCUAAAAGUAAUAAAAAUAAAACACUUCAAGUCUUUACUGUAUGAACUUAAUAUACAUGCAUUAGUACGAAGUAUUACAGUUCCUUAGUCAAAAGCAGAGAGGGAUUUUAUUGAGAGAUGAAUUAGGUUACUGUAGCUUUAAGAUGUGAGAGAGAUCGCUCUGUUCAUGUGCACUGAUGGCAGGCUGCUGUGUGCACGCGGCGGGUGUACUCAGACAAGAGCAUUUGUGAGAAAAAUUUUGGUUUAAACGGCCAAAACUUUAAAACGCAUGCAAAUAUUAAACUUUUAGCAUGGGGAUGCAAUUGUCCGCGAUAGAUAUAGUGUUGUAUAUGCUGUUUAAUGGGGAUGUGAAAACGCGUCGUGCUGUUGACCGGAGCGCGUCCUCAUAGAAAAUACACAUAUCUCUGUAAAGGCAGAGACAGAAAUACAAAUCUGCACGUUGCACAUGGUUAACGGGUUAAAAAAUGCUUGCACUACGUAAAUAAUGUCUCUAAUUGCUGCCAUAUUCAUGAUCCCUAAGACAAAAGUGAACAGAAAGAUCGGUUCAUGAGAUGGUCAAAUUCGGCGAGUACCGAUUGAGUGAUUUAAUGCCAUUAUAGCCCGAU
Molecule: messenger RNA, 4840 nt
Organism: Misgurnus anguillicaudatus (oriental weatherfish)
Lineage: Eukaryota; Metazoa; Chordata; Actinopteri; Cypriniformes; Cobitidae
Product: solute carrier family 12 member 3
Biological process (GO): cell volume homeostasis; chloride transmembrane transport; sodium ion homeostasis
Cellular component (GO): apical plasma membrane
Molecular function (GO): sodium:potassium:chloride symporter activity
Source: RefSeq, a predicted model, not a curated record